AUGGAAUUCGAAGAGCUGGGCAUCCGGGAGGAAUGCGGCGUCUUCGGCUGCCUCGCCGCGGGCCAGUGGCCCACCGAGCUGGAUGUGCCCCAUGUGAUCACGCUGGGGCUGGUGGGGUUGCAGCACAGAGGCCAAGAGAGUGCGGGGAUUGUGACAAGUGAUGGAGAAUCAGCACAUUUCAAAGUGCACAAGGGAAUGGGCCUGGUUAACCACGUGUUCAGCGAAGACAGUCUGAAGAAACUGUACGUUUCAAAUCUUGGAAUCGGCCAUACAAGAUACUCUACCUCUGGGGUGUCUGUCCUUGAUAAUUGUCAACCGUUUGUGGUGGAAACUUUGCACGGGAAGAUUGCGGUCGCCCACAAUGGAGAGCUAACGAAUGCUGUGCGACUGAGGAGAAAGCUAAUGCGUCAUGGAGUGGGCCUGUCUACCAGUUCUGAUAGUGAACUGAUCACGCAACUGUUGGCAUUCACCCCUCCUUUAGAGGAAGAUGAUACACCAGAUUGGGUGGCAAGGAUUAAAAAUUUGAUGAAUGAAACACCCACUUCAUAUUCACUUCUGAUGAUGCAUAAAGACAUUAUUUAUGCAGUUCGUGAUCCCUAUGGGAACCGUCCUCUCUGUAUUGGCCGCCUUGUUCCAGUAGGUGAUAUCAAUGGAAAAGGGAAAAAUAAUGCUGAAACUGAAGGCUGGGUAGUUUCUUCAGAAUCCUGUAGCUUUUUAUCUAUUGGUGCAGAAUACUAUCGAGAAGUCAUGCCUGGAGAGAUUGUGAAAAUAUCCAGAUACGAUGUCCAAACUUUAGAUAUUGUACCGAGACCUAAAGGAGAUCCAACAGCAUUCUGCAUUUUUGAAUAUGUGUACUUUGCAAGGCCAGAUAGCAUCUUCGAAGGUCAGAUGGUAUAUUCUGUAAGAAGGAGAUGCGGUCAACAGCUUGCUAUUGAGGCCCCAGUGGAAGCAGAUUUAGUUAGCACAGUCCCAGAAUCUGCAACGCCUGCAGCUCUUGGCUAUGCCCAAAAGUGUGGCUUACCGUACAUUGAAGUGCUUUGCAAAAACAGAUAUGUAGGAAGAACUUUCAUUCAGCCAAACAUGAGGUUAAGACAGCUGGGAGUGGCCAAAAAAUUUGGAGUCUUGUCAGACAACUUCAGGGGGAAGCGAGUUGUCCUUAUUGAUGAUUCGAUUGUGCGAGGCAACACUAUUUCCCCUAUAAUUAAACUAUUGAGAGAAUCUGGUGCUAAGGAGGUGCACAUCCGUGUGGCUUCACCUCCAAUAAAAUUUCCAUGUUACAUGGGAAUAAACAUUCCAACGAAAGAAGAACUUAUUGCAAACAGACCAGAAUUUAAAGACCUAGCAGGCUACAUAGGAGCUGACAGCGUUGUUUACCUCUCAGUAGAAGGAUUGGUUUCCUCUGUUCAAGAAAGCAUAAAAGCAAGACAAGACCAGGAAAAUAACCUAAAAAUCAGCAAGUUCAAAAGCGGGAAAAUCGGCCAUUGUACAGCGUGCCUUGUUGGAGAAUAUCCAGUAGAGCUAGAGUGGUGAUUUUUGUGAAUGUUAUCACCAAAGGCUUAAAGUUUGGAACUGAUGAAAUAUUAUGUUGCUGCUAAGCAAGUAAUCAAACCACUCACGUUUGCCUAACCCUUAUUUGGAGAGGGUAAAAAAGGAGCAAAAAAAA
Molecule: messenger RNA, 1663 nt
Organism: Pseudonaja textilis
Lineage: Eukaryota; Metazoa; Chordata; Lepidosauria; Squamata; Elapidae
Gene: PPAT
Product: phosphoribosyl pyrophosphate amidotransferase
Biological process (GO): purine nucleobase biosynthetic process
Molecular function (GO): amidophosphoribosyltransferase activity
Source: RefSeq, a predicted model, not a curated record